Pyricularia oryzae 70-15 is the source of this 2424-nucleotide messenger RNA. RefSeq lists its product as uncharacterized. Gene Ontology annotation, molecular function: fatty acid synthase activity. The coding region runs from base 1 to 2424 and encodes 807 amino acids. The transcript has 2 exons. The record is from RefSeq and is a predicted model, not a curated record. NCBI's taxonomy places the organism in Eukaryota, Fungi, Ascomycota, Sordariomycetes, Magnaporthales, Pyriculariaceae. Gene Ontology annotation, biological process: fatty acid biosynthetic process; secondary metabolite biosynthetic process.
AUGGCGGCGUGCGAGGCGGUCGAGAUGUCGGGAUACUCGGACGGACGCAGCCGCAGCGUGCACCCGGGGCGCAUCGGCGUGGUCUACGGGCAGAGCAACGAGGACGGCUACAUGACGACGCACCACGAGCGCGGCUGCGACGCCUACACGCUGCAGACGGUCCAGCGCGCCUUUGCCCCGGGCCGCGUGGCGCACCACUUUGGCUGGGAGGGCCCGACCUGGUCCGUCGACUCGGCGUGCUCGACCUCGUCGUCCAUCCUGCACCUGGCCACCGGCAUGUUGGCUGCGGGCGAGGUCGACAUGGUGGUGGCCGGCGCCUCCAACGUGAUAUCCAGCCCUCACGGCUGGUGCGCCCUCUCCAAAUCGGGCGUCCUGUCCGCCACCGGCAACUGCAAGCCGUUCCGCGACGACGCCGACGGGUACUGCCGCGGCGAGUUCGUCGGCGCCGUCGUUCUCAAGCGUCUCGAGGACGCCGUGGCCCACCACGAUCAGGUGCUCGCCGUCAUCGCCGCCACGGGCAAGAACCAGUCGGGCAACGCCGCAUCCAUCACCACCCCCGACGCCGGCGCCCAGGAGCGACUGUUCAGGCGGGUGCUUCGGACCGCCGGCGUCGCCCCCACCGAUAUUUCCUACGUCGAGGCCCACGGCACAGGCACGCCCGUCGGUGAUCCCUGUGAGAUGACCGCCAUAGCAGGCGCACUGGCGAGGCCUGGGUCCAGGGGCAAGGGCAAGGGCAAGGGCAAGGGCAAGGGCAAGGGCAAGGGCAAGGGCAAGGGCAAGGGCAAGGGCAAGGGCAAGGGCAUGGGCAAGGGCGAAGAGGAACGGUUGGUGGUGGGAGCGGUCAAGGCAAAUAUUGGCCACAGUGAGGCGGCGUCGGGCAUCGCGUCGCUUAUAAAAGGGGUCUUUAUGUUUCGACACCAGCUCGUGCCGCCCCAGGCUGGCAUGCCGCAUACUCUCAACCCGAGACUGUUGCCGCUGCUGGACCAGGCGGGCAUCGUGAUCCCGUCCUCCACUCGGUUGGGCGCAUUCGAAUCAGCGCCAGGCCGGCCGAGGCGGAUUCUCAUUAACAAUGUUGACGCUGCUGGUGGCAACGCAUGUUUCCUGCUGGAAGACCCCGCCGGCGUCCUCCCCAAACGCACCACCCCACCAACAGCCCUCACAACCCUCACAAACAUCACAAACAUCACAAACAUCACAAACCCACAGGAUUCCCCAUACCACGUAGUCACGGUCAGCGCGCGGACCGAGGCCUCGUUCCACAAGAACAAGCGUCGGCUCGUCGACUGGCUCGAGACGAAUCCCAACGUCCGACUCGCCGAUUUGGCUUAUACGACAACGGCUCGAAGGACCCACCACUCCCCAUUCCGUUUCGCCUGUGCCGCAUCGUCGAUCAAAGAAGUCGUCGGCUCCCUCGUGGCGGAUAUGGCUGCUACUCAAAUAGAAAGCGCAAAAGCUUGCGACACCGCCGUUGCCUCCAGAUCAACCACCCCCAAGGCGAGACCCGUGGUCUGGGUCUUUUCCGGUCAGGGCUCCGAGUACCCAGACAUGGGCAGCGAGCUCUACCAGACCAGCCCGGUGUUCCGCGACACGGUCGACCGCUGCGUGCAUCUGUGUGCAAACCAAGGCUUCCCCUCGUUUUCCGACAUGAUGCUGUCCGACGGGGCAGGUGCAAAGCACGACAGCAGCGGCGUCGACAGGACCGUGAAGAAACACCUCGCCCUGGUGACGCUGGAGCUGGCCCUGGCUGCCUUUUGGCGCCACGCCGGUGUCGAGCCUUCCGUGGUCGUCGGCCACUCGCUAGGCGAGUACGCGGCCCUCCACGUCGCCGGCGUGCUCUCCCUCGCCGACGUGCUCCACCUCGUUGGGAACCGCGCGAGACGGCUGGCUGCAGUAUGCGAGCCCGGCGCCUGUGGCAUGCUGGCCGUUUCAGCCUCGGCCGACGCUGUCGGGGCGUUUUUGCACAGGCGACGGGGCGGCCUGCUUUCGUCGUGUUCCAUCGCCUGCAUCAAUGCACCAAACGCCGUCGUCGUGAGCGGCAGCGCGGCAGACCUCCUCGCCGCUCAGGAAGCCCUUGGCCAAAAGGGCAUCCGGUCCCAGCGGCUCGCCGUAGACUUUGGCUACCACUCGGCCCAGAUGGAUGCCGUAACCUCCGACCUUGAAAGGCUCACGGCGGCCGUGUCCUUUUCGGCGCCCAAGCUGGCGGUAGCCUCGACGAUGCUCGCGUCCGUCGUCAAGGCCUCGGACAAGAUUACCAUCAACGCCGAUUAUCUGGCUCUACAGACACGUCGUCCUGUAAACUUUGUCGGGGCGGUCCAGGCUGCAAACGCCAGCCUGGGAGGAACAGACAAGGCCAUCUGGCUCGAGAUGGGUCCCCGAGCCGUCUCAAGCGUCUGGCUGGUGUUCUGUCUCCAGUUGCCUGGCUGA